UAAUCAAUUACGUUCAAAAGCACGCUGGAAAAAUAUAUUCUGAAUGCGUGCAGAAACAACACAACGCAGUAAACCACAAAGAAACCCUAAGCCACCAGCAGCUCUUCUUCUAGGGUUUUGUUUUUUCCUCGAUACAUCUUUCUUCUUCAAACUCUCCGCCAUUGUCAAAACCCAUGUAACGAUAAAUCCCAAAACUUUUUUUUUCCCUUUUCUUUCUGCCCUCACAUACAAUAAAUAUUUGAUUUUUAUUUUUACAUAAGGACAUGGAAGCCAGAGUUGGUGGCGUGGUUGUUGAUGGAGGUCAAAGAGCUUUCAACACUGCUCACGGUACGGUUGUCGACGUCAGUGCCAGAAAAUUCUUACAACCGUCGCAGCAACAAAAUCAGUCUCACCAGAGCCUUAACGCUCCUCAACGGCCAUUUAACCACCAGAAAUCGCAGAUUGGAGCCGUACAGCAACUUCUUGCCGGUGGUAUAGCUGGUGCUUUUAGCAAGACCUGUACUGCCCCUCUCGCACGGCUUACUAUUUUAUUUCAGGUGCAAGGUAUGCACUCUGAUGUUGCAACAUUGAGCAAGACUAGUAUAUGGCGUGAGGCUUCUCGUAUUGUUAAUGAAGAAGGGUUCAGAGCAUUUUGGAAGGGAAAUCUGGUUACCAUUGCGCACCGACUUCCUUACUCUUCUGUCAGUUUCUAUGCUUAUGAGCGUUACAAAAAUUUGUUGCAGUCGGUUAUGGGCUUAGAAAAUCAUAAUAUAAGUACAAGUGCUGGAUCUUGUGUGCACUUUGUAGGUGGUGGGUUAGCAGGAAUUACUGCUGCAUCUGCUACGUAUCCACUGGAUCUUGUAAGGACACGCCUUGCAGCACAGAGACAAACGAUGUACUACAAAGGUAUUUGGCAUUCAUUUAAUACCAUUUGCAGAGAAGAAGGAUUUUUGGGCUUGUAUAAGGGACUCGGAGUGACUCUAUUGGUUGUUGGACCUAGCAUAGCAAUAAGUUUUUCUGUUUAUGAGUCUCUCAGAUCUUUCUGGCAGUCUCAAAGGCCCAAUGAUUCUAAUGUCAUGGUCAGUCUUGCUUGUGGUAGUCUUUCAGGCAUUGCAUCAUCGACAGCAACAUUUCCUCUUGAUCUUGUGAGAAGAAGGAUGCAGUUGGAAGGGGCUGGUGGCCGAGCUCGUGUCUAUAACACUGGGUUGUUUGGGACAUUAGGUCACAUAGUCAGAUCUGAAGGCUUGCGAGGCUUGUAUAGAGGAAUUUUGCCAGAAUACUCUAAGGUGGUUCCAGGUGUUGGCAUAGCUUUCAUGACGUAUGAGACAUUGAAAAUGCUUCUAUCAAGCAUCUCCACCACUAAUUGAUAAUAUUCCGGUUUCCUAUAUAUACUGCCAUAAAACUUCCCAUGAGGUUGUUUAAUUGUUAGGCUUUCAACAUGAAAGAAGAAGAAUGACAAUCAGUUGUUUAAAGAUACAAGUCAAGUAGUAGCAGAGAUGUCCACUAUGUUGCAUUGCUAGAGAAUUUCCAUGGUGGUAAAUUUUGUCGUUGCCACUGCGAGAUAACUUCUUAUUUGUUAUGUAUAGAUAGCGAAGCAUUGUGAGAGUCAUAUCAACACCAUCCAGUUUCAACAUAUUGAAAUCUGUAGUGACCUUAGAUAUAUGCAUUUCAUUGUUGAACAUGUCAACUUAAUGGCUUUGUAACUUAUUCAAUUCCUACAUUUGGGAGGUAUGGGUGUUUACCACCUGUAAACUAUUUGAUUUUGAUGAAAAGAUUACUAGGGUUUUUGUUCUA
Molecule: messenger RNA, 1773 nt
Organism: Mangifera indica (mango)
Lineage: Eukaryota; Viridiplantae; Streptophyta; Magnoliopsida; Sapindales; Anacardiaceae
Product: mitochondrial substrate carrier family protein B-like
Exons: 7
Coding region: 264-1346 (360 amino acids)
Biological process (GO): transmembrane transport
Source: RefSeq, a predicted model, not a curated record